Molecule: messenger RNA, 1692 nt
Organism: Endocarpon pusillum Z07020
Lineage: Eukaryota; Fungi; Ascomycota; Eurotiomycetes; Verrucariales; Verrucariaceae
Exons: 4
Coding region: 1-1692 (563 amino acids)
Biological process (GO): cellular response to iron ion starvation; reductive iron assimilation
Cellular component (GO): high-affinity iron permease complex
Molecular function (GO): copper ion binding; ferroxidase activity
Source: RefSeq, a predicted model, not a curated record
AUGCUAGGAUCACCUCUUUAUCCUGCCGCUUGUCUCUGCUUUGCUCUUCAAACCUAUGCUAGAACUGUUUCCUACGACUGGCGUCUCCACUGGGUGUCCGUUAACCCAGAUGGCGAACUUCUCAGACCGGCAAUUGGCAUAAACGGCCAGUGGCCUAACCCGGCGAUUGAAGCAGAGGUGGGCGAUCGCAUUGUCAUAAACCUACAUAACCAGCUUGGAAACGAGACAGCAAGCCUCCACUUCCAUGGAAUCUACCAAGAAGGAUCCAAUGGUAUGGACGGCUCACCUACUGCGACACAGUGCGAGAUACCGCCCGGUGUAUCCUUCACAUACGAUUUCGUGGUCAAUCAACCAGGAUCCUAUUGGUAUCACUCACAUUCAUCCGGGCAGUUGGCCGACGGCCUUCGAGGCCCCCUUAUCAUCAAGGACCCAAAAUCACCUUAUGCCGGAAAUUACAGCGAAGAGCUUAUCGUGACUAUCAGCGACUGGUAUCACGACGAGGCGCCUUCGCUAAUUCCUUACUACCUCUCCUCUGUCCAGAACCCGUCUGGAGCAGAGCCAAUCCCUAACUCGUCGCUUAUCAAUGAAGCCCAAGACAUCAAGCUUGCAGUCAAGCCAAACACGAACUACCUUAUUCGGAUUAUCAGCAUGGCCGCCUUCGCGCAGGCAUAUGUUCAUUUUGACCAGCAUGAGAUGACUAUAAUUGCCAUUGAUGGUAUCUAUGUCCGACCAAGAACAGUCUCAACGGUGCAUGUUGUAACUGCUCAGAGAUACGAUGUGUUGCUUACGACGAAAAGUGACAAGGAAAGGAAUUACGCAUUCUUUUCGAACCUGGACCAGGCCAAGUUCCAGAGUAUUCCAGGAUACCUUCGUCCUAACGCUACCGGAUAUCUCGUGUAUGAUGCAUCAAAACCUGUCCCACCAGAGGCCCCUACCGUCGGCCGCUACGAUAUCAUUGACGACUUCACUCUCAUACCCUGCGACGGCCAGCCCCUACUUUCGGGGCCUCCAGACGCUUCGAUUGUGCUAAAUGUUGGUUUUUUUGAAAGAGAUGGACAAAACAGGGCAGGCUUCAAUAAUAUCACCUACAUAGGACAAAAAGUGCCGUCCUUGUACACAGCAUUGACCACAGGCAGUGAUGCCGAAGACCCGCGUGUGUAUGGUGUGAACGCAAACGCUAAGGUCGUUAAGCAAGGUGAUCUGGUUGAAGUGGUCAUCAACAAUUUUGACCGUAGUGGUCAUCCCAUGCAUCUACAUGGCCACGCUCCACAGAUUGUCGCACGAGCUGCGGGAGUCUUCUUACAGAACGGCACACUUUCCGCAAAGGGUUAUACUGGCGACAUUGGAACAUUGCCUAAGGUACCCAUGCGGCGAGAUACUUGGGGAAUGGCUCCCGGAGGCUAUACCGUCAUUCGAUAUCGAGCAGACAACCCUGGCGUAUGGCUGCUUCAUUGCCAUAUGGAAUGGCAUGUCGCAGCAGGUUUGAGCAUGACCAUCGUUGAAGCACCUCUCCAGCUUCAGCAAUCGCAGCGCAUCAAUCCGGCCAUGGAGGAUAUAUGCAAGUCGCAAGGUCUAGCGACUGCGGGCAAUGCAGCAGGGAAUACUGAAGACCAUUUCGACUUGUCAGGUGCAAAUACGAUAGUAGAACCGAAUCACCGCGGGGCGUUGGUCGAUGAAGACUAUAACAAUUAG